Messenger RNA from Symbiodinium sp. CCMP2456, 303 nucleotides. Lineage: Eukaryota; Dinophyceae; Suessiales; Symbiodiniaceae. The record is from the annotation of a GenBank genome assembly.
AUGUGUGCUCGUGCGCAGGCGGUCGGCGAGUUUGGGGUUAUCAUCGACAAGUAUCAGAACCUCGGUGCAAUCAAGCAGGCUGACAAGCAGGAGCUGAACGAUUUCCUGAAGGAGGCUGCCGAACGUGUCAGGUUCGGGAAAGCGCUUUGUGCGGACUCAUUGUUGCAUUAUGGCCUGAGCCAGGGUGGCGACAAAGGUUGCGAAAUCAUCAGAAGCGUGCUAUCCCAGGUAGCAGGUGAGCAAGUCAGCGAAGAGCUACUGUCACCGGCUCUGCUGCACGCAGCACGCCAGCUGCUCGGCUGA